Molecule: messenger RNA, 1164 nt
Organism: Monopterus albus (swamp eel)
Lineage: Eukaryota; Metazoa; Chordata; Actinopteri; Synbranchiformes; Synbranchidae
Product: growth hormone secretagogue receptor type 1-like
Exons: 8
Coding region: 1-1164 (387 amino acids)
Biological process (GO): G protein-coupled receptor signaling pathway; hormone-mediated signaling pathway
Cellular component (GO): plasma membrane
Molecular function (GO): growth hormone secretagogue receptor activity
Source: RefSeq, a predicted model, not a curated record
AUGUGUAUACAGGGGAAGCUCUGCUCGGGCUACUGCCCCUGCGACCCGAUCUUGGAGGAAGUGGAUGAAGAUGGAUGGAUGGAUGGAUGGCUCAUGGAGCUGGGAGACAUAGGUAGUGGCUGUGAAGAUGAAAACUGUGGCCCUGCAUCAGGCUUCUCACAGGACUGCUCCAACCAAGAGUGCCAGUUGGAAUCUCAGUUUGGAUUGAUUGAGUUAGUGUGUGUGACUGUGAUUUACAUUCCACUGAUGCUCUUCGGCCUUCUUGGAAAUAUACUAACAAUUCUGGUGGUUUGGCUCCGUCCUCACAUGAGAAGCUCCACCUACCUCUACCUGAGCAGUAUGGCUAUCAGUGAUCUGUUGAUACUCCUACUUCUCCCUCUGGAUCUAUAUAAGCUCUGGAGGCCCGCACCCUGGCCCUUAGGAGACCUUGCUUGUAAGCUUACCAUGUUCCUCUCAGAAUGCUGCACCUUCUGCACCAUACUCCACAUCACCUUCCUCUCCCUGGAGAGGUAUCUGGCAGUCUGCUGGCCAAUCACUGCCAAGACCAUGGUUACACGGCGCAGAACUAGGGCUCUUAUUGGCUGCCUCUGGCUUGGUGCAAUCAUCAGCGCAGCACCAGUGUUGGUCAUGGUUGGAGUAGAUGAAGAAGGUGUUGAUGGAAGUCAAAGCAAAAAGAUUGACAGGAGAGAGUGCCGCUGCACCCAUUAUGCUGUCACCUCUGGUCUUCUGUCAGCCAUGACGAUUGUCUCCAACUUGUACUUCCUGGUACCAUUCUGCAUCCUGGGACUGGUCUACAGCCUGAUUGGACGGACACUGUGGCUCCGUCCACAAAGCAGCCGUAAAGACCAGAGUCAGCGGCACACUGUCAAAAUGCUGGGAGUGAUUGUCUUGGCGUUUGUCCUGUGCUGGCUGCCCUUUCAUGUUGGUCGGACCAUAUUCUCUUUUUCUCUGAGCACCGCUAUUGACACACAGGAAACUUACAUGAACUACCUGUCUCAGUAUUUCAAUCUAGUGUCCUCUGUCCUCUUCUACCUCAGUGCUGCUGUCAAUCCUUUACUGUACAACCUGAUGUCUGCCAGAUAUAGACAUGCUGGUGCACUCCGCUUCUUGGCCAAUGUCAGCUGGGAUUGGCUGCAGCCCCUCUGCGACCCUAUUGAGGAAUAA